AUGUCCUCCCGCGGCGUCCCAGAAGUCCUCUUCAAAAAAGUAGACGAAUACGUCGACUCCCUCGCGCCCCAGAUCCAACCCCGCAUCACCUCCGAGCUCGAGACCUUUCAGCAAAAGACCAUCGACUGUCUCGAAGAUAAAGUCGUCGACGCUUUCCGAUCGCUCUUCAACAAAGAUAAAGAUUCCUCGUCACGAAGUCCGUUCGAUCUCAAGGAUGAUGCGCCUGAUGCCUACGGUGGACAGAGUCUGCCGUUUGCGGAUGAGUUGGCUAAGUUAACGAGGAGUUUUACAAAGAUUACUGAUGAGGCCGGGGAUGAUUUACGGGAUAUCUUCGAUAUCACGGAGGGGAGAGCCGGUGGGCAGAAUACGAGACCGAGGGGAGGGGAGACGUCGCGGGGUGGAGGUGGUGCCAAGGGGUUCUUGUCCGCUGCUUUUGACGCGGUGCAGGACCAUCUUGAGAACAACAACGGCCGAGGAGGAAGUCAAGGCUUUGAACUCGAUGGUCUACUGGGUGUGAUCAGCAACACUGUCAAAGACGCUGCACGAAACCCCGAGGAAAAAGCACGCAUGAUCAGUCCCGAGAUCAAAGAACAAGUCGGCGCCAAACUCCGCGAGCAACAUGCCCCGAUCGCAGAGCAGUUCACACGCAUUGCUCUCGACCACAUCAAGCGCUGGCUACGAGGAAACACGAGCACCAAGGAUUUAGGCGAUGGUGUCAAGGGCGAGAUUGAAGAUCAGGUCAAGGAUCUCGUCAAGGGAAUUGGAGGAUUAUUUGGGAGUAAAAAGUCCAACGAGGGUUCAGCGAGAGGGUUUGGCGAUGGAGAUCGUGAUGGCGAACGCGCUGAUGGUGAGAGCGGCGGUUUCUCAAAAGUCAUAAGCGACAAGCUCAGCACAGGUAUCGCAAGAGUCCACAGAGAAGUCCGUCUCGAGUUCCGCAAGAUUCUCGGCGGUAUUGAGAAGCAGCUCUUCGAAUUACUACCCGACCAAUUCCAGCGUCCUCUCGAGAAGAUCCUCGGCGGAAAUCCCUUCGAUACACAGCUCGACCGCGAUGCGGGACCAGGUCACUCAGCGGAUAGAGGGUUUGGGGAUGAUAUCAAGGCGAAGCUGGUGAACAAGAUUAGAGGGCUGGUGAGAAAGGUCCAGGAGACGCUGAGGGAGAGCAUUUUGGGGGUUGUUAAUGGCGGGCAUAGGAAGUUUGAGAGGCAGAGCUGGGUGUUUGUGCAGAAUAUGGUGGAGAUGAAGGUGCAGAAGUAUCUGCCCAAGGUUAAGAUCUCGGUGCCGGAUGAUAUUGGGAAUGAGGGUGUUAGUGUUGGUGCGCCGGCUCAAGCGAAUCUCGGUGGUUCGAAUGCGCCUGUUCCGGCUUCACAGGGAGGACAGGGAGGAUAUUCGUCGGGUCAGGGAGGUUAUGAUCGACCAUUGGAACAACAUGGAGGGGGAUAUCAGCAGCCGUACAAUCCUCCUUCGCAGUUUGGGGAUAAUCGACCUGAUCACCAGCAGAGCCAGGACUACAGACCGCAGCAGAGUCACGAUUACAGGCCUCCCCAGGAACAGGACUACAGACCCCAGCAGAGUCAAGACUACAGACCUCAAGGGCACGACGAGUAUCGACCUCAAGGGCAACAGGGCGAUUAUCGACCACAGCACCAGUCCCAGCAGGACUACAGACCUCAACAUCAGGACAACUACCGGCCUCAGGACGAGUAUCGACCUCAGCAACAGCAGCCGCAUCAAGAGUACCGCCCUGACCAGUACCCUCCGCCGCCACAACAUCAGUCAAGUCACUCGGGGGGGUACCAGCAGAAUGAGGGUUAUCAGAAUCAGGGUUACCAGCAAUCUCAAGGCUACCAACAGAACCAAGGGUACGGGCAAGGCCAGAGCUACGGAAGCAACCCUCGCUACUAA
Fusarium fujikuroi IMI 58289 is the source of this 1902-nucleotide messenger RNA. RefSeq lists its product as uncharacterized. Bases 1 to 1902 code for a protein of 633 amino acids. The record is from RefSeq and is a predicted model, not a curated record. The transcript has a single exon. Lineage: Eukaryota; Fungi; Ascomycota; Sordariomycetes; Hypocreales; Nectriaceae.